Messenger RNA from Symbiodinium necroappetens, 897 nucleotides. The record is from the annotation of a GenBank genome assembly. Lineage: Eukaryota; Dinophyceae; Suessiales; Symbiodiniaceae.
GUCACGAAUGUGGUGGAUACCGUCGGGCCGGCAGUGGUUGCCGUGAAGCAUAAGGAUGGCCGGGGCCAGGGCAGUGGAUUUAUCUUCAGCUCCGAUGGGUACAUCCUCACUAACGAUCACGUGCUGGGAGACGCAUCUGGCUCGGAGAUCAUGGUGUCGCUUACAGAUGAUACCGUGCUGCAAGCCGAACUAGUGGGGCGCGACCCACCCACUGAUGUGGGCAUCUUGCGCAUCCCUUCUCGCAGCAGGCCCUUACCAGCUGUCGAGCUGGGCGAUUCGACGAAGCUGCGGGUUGGACAGCUCGUCGUUGCCAUCGGCAAUCCGCUCGGCUACGCCAGCUCAGUGAGCUCUGGGGUCGUCUCAGCCCUUGGUCGGUCGCUGCGAUCGCAAUCAGGCCGGCUGGUUGACAACAUCAUCCAGACGGACACCGCCAUCAAUCCGGGUAACUCCGGUGGCCCGUUGGUGGACGCCAACUGCAAGGCGGUGGGCAUGAACACAGCCAUCGUGGCCGGGAGCCAAGGUUUGGCAUUUGCAGUGCCAUCGAACACGCUCUCCUUCGUCGUUUCUCAGCUGAUGCAGUUCGGGCGAGUGAAGCGCGGCUACUUUGGCAUUUAUGGCGGCGUGCGACCUGUGCAGCGCGAGCUUCAGCAAAGAUAUGGUCUCCAGCUUCCAACAGUGGUGCAGGUGGCAGGCAUGGAUCCAGAAGGACCUGCCGUUCGGGCGGGAAUUCUUGAGGGUGAUCUCAUCGUAGCCGCCGACGACCAGCCUACAGGCUCCAUGGACGAUCUCUGGCGGAUCCUCUCACAGCGGCCACCCGGUGCGCCUUUGAGUGUCCGGGUGCUCCGACCGGUGCCGGGCAGCAUGCAGCUCAAGAGCUACAGCCUCAGGCUCACGUGA